AUGUUUUACAUUAUAUUUUUUAUUAUUAGCAUUACAAUAUAUCAGGCCAAUUCGUACACAAUUCAGUCCGCGAUUCAUAAAUACUAUAAAAGUGAUGGCGUUCAGAAACUCAGAAAAGACUGGGAACUUUAUAGGAAGCCUAUAGAACAUUCGAUAGCUAUGGCACUUAAAGAAACAGUGGGAUACCGUGGUAUGAAUGUCUACAUCAGUGCAACCGAAGAACCACUAGCCAUGGGAUAUUAUCAUGACGACAAUCAAAUACGACUAAUCGUCGAGAACUUAAAGUUACAAGAAGUGCCUCACUUUUGGAUGCCGGAGGUGCAAUUUUCUUUAGCGUCAAAUGUGUUGAAGCUCCAUACUACACUUAGUAAAAUGAUGGUACACGGACAGUAUUCACUUAUGCGUAACCAGUCUAGGAUUAUUUACAAUGCAAGAGAACAGGAUCCGUUUAAUGCGUCGCCAUUUUUAUUCCAACAAGUUCCAGACGUUGGGAGGAUUAUGUUUUCCAUCGAUGGUUGCGUACUUUCCGGGUUUGUUAUUGCCACACUGAGCGGAGAAUCAGUCAACCUAGGAUACGGCCACUACAAAUUAAUAAAAUGUGUUUACACUGUUGAGAUAUACCGGCCAGGCGAUCACUCACCUCCAGUUAUCGCGCAGUAUCAGCCCCAAAGAGAUGAUGUUUGGGGUCUUGGUAUUAGAGAUUUGCUGAUCAAACCGAUCAGAGACGACGUGGACGGAAAGUUACAAGCAGCUGUGUUAAGUUUCGUCAACACUUCCUCGUUGUUUGGCGACAAACUGCAGGGAUAUAUAGACGAGCAGAAGAAAAUAUUCUCAGAAACUGCGGCAUUCUUAACAGAAAUACACAGGAACUUGAACAAAAUUACAAUUCAGAAGAAUAACGGGCAGGUUGCGUUGGGUAACCAUUAUGUUUUCUGGGAUAACGGACGAGCCGAUUAUAUCGCUUCUACAAAGAAAAGCGUCGGUAAUUCUGUGAGCUUAACGCGGAUGGUGUUAACUGGGUUGGACACGAUGUACUCAGCACAUAUCGGAGGACCUUACAAGAUGGAGACCAUGAUGAUUGCAGAGGAGAUGCGGUACAGCACCUUACAGGCACACGGUCACUUCGAAUUACCAUUAAUGAAAGGGAAAACGCCAACUCGAUUUGCAUUUUCAACGGAAAUAAAUGAUUUGGCCGUAAAUCUCCAAAUGGACGUUCGGUUAGAUAAAAGUAAUAAAGAUAAAACGUCUGUUUUGCAAGGCUGUUCCUACAAAAUCCUCCAAGUUACAGGAUUCAGACGAAUGAUAUCCAGGCUGUCAUCUCGCAUGCACGGCUCAGUGGAAAGCAUGAUAUAUGGCUACUUGUUGAAUGAGGUGCCAAAAGUCAUCAGGGUUCAUUUGAAGGCCAUCUUACGUAAGGCCUUACUUCCACCCACGACCACGACACCACCACCCGCAACAGGCAAAGAUGGCAAUGGUUUUCACAGACCUGCAGCAGAAUGUUCAGAGGGAGAUGAUGACGUAUACCAAAGAGCCGAGUCAAAUGUCCCAUCUAACAAACGUAAUGUAAAAUCACCGAAGAAAAGGCAACUUGCAAAGGAGUAUGCAACGGAAGUGAAGAACGAAGAGUGGACAUCAAAUUAA
Spodoptera littoralis (African cotton leafworm) is the source of this 1641-nucleotide messenger RNA. The record is from the annotation of a GenBank genome assembly. Lineage: Eukaryota; Metazoa; Arthropoda; Insecta; Lepidoptera; Noctuidae.